Molecule: messenger RNA, 3161 nt
Organism: Stegastes partitus (bicolor damselfish)
Lineage: Eukaryota; Metazoa; Chordata; Actinopteri; Pomacentridae
Gene: rwdd3
Product: RWD domain containing 3
Exons: 5
Coding region: 107-889 (260 amino acids)
Biological process (GO): positive regulation of protein sumoylation; positive regulation of hypoxia-inducible factor-1alpha signaling pathway
Molecular function (GO): protein binding
Source: RefSeq, a predicted model, not a curated record
GGGACGGACAUGAGCUAGAUCAGGUUUAUGCACUUUAAUAUGACCGUAAACAACAUGGUCUUGUUAUGUAUCGCAGCUGUGUGAACGAUAUGAUGCGGAUCCAUAAAUGAUGUCCGAAGCUGCUCUUGAAGAAGUUUCUGUUUUAUCGUCCAUUUACUGCGGAGCAGGAGAGUUCCAGCUCAUCCAGCAGUCCGCUCAGGAUGGGCUUGUGGUCCAAAUCAACUGUGCUGGAGUAGGAGAUAGAGGGCUGGAUGUGAGACUGGUGUUCCACCUACACCCUGACUACCCUUCAUCCCCCCCACACAUCUCUAUCUCCUCUACGGGUCUGUCCAGGGCUCAGUGUCACAGCAUCAGACAGAAGCUGCUGGAUCGGGCUGCAGCCCUGGCCCCAGAACCAAUGGUUCACCAGCUGGUAGAGUGCUCACAGCAGCUGUGUGUGGAGGUGACAGAGGACUGUAGAGGAGGUGAGGAGGCAGUGGAAGAGACAGAAAAAGGUGAGGAGUGGACUGCAGUGCUGUUGCUGGAUCACAUUCGAUCUCAAAAUCGUUACAUUGGACUGCUGGAGCGCUGGAGCCACCAGCUGCAGCUGUCUGGGACGUUACUACUGGGACAAAGCAUACUGGUUAUUCUGCAAGGAUUCAAACCUGACAUCAAGGAAUUUUGUCGCCGGUUGAAGACGGUGAAGGUGGACGUCGAUUCUUCAGGCAAGAAAUGCAAAGAGAGGAUGAUGAAGAUUCUCAUUGAAAGCCCUUGGUGUGUCUCUCGUCAUCAUUGUCUCCAGGGUUUUGUAGUGAAGAACUACCAGUCACUCUCAGAGCUGCCUGCAGCCUUUCAGGAACUCCACAUGACUGAGCUUUACCAGCAGAUACUGCCAUCAUUAAGCGACUGACAGAGGACACAUACAAAGAAAGCGCUGGCUGCCACAAUUGUGAACAAAUGUAAAUGCUACAAGCCUCCCCCAAUACCCAACUACAAACACUACCUGCGGCUUCGGAACCAAAGGAGCUGAUGGUCAGAAAAACAUGGUUUCAUGAUAACUGAUAUUUAUUGUGACUCUUGAUUGUCUUUGAUAAUGGAUUUACUCACCAGACAUUUCUGUUAUUCGUUCUUAUUGUAUGUAUUGUACCAGUAAAGUUCAUGAGAGUUGGUACGAUUGAUACCCUUUCAUAAAAAUCAAGAAACAACAUUUAGAAGUCCAGUCUGAAAAUGCGUUUAUCUACCAAAGUGUGAUAAUUAGCAUUUUUUUUCUACCUGCUUUAUUCUUCGAAGUUCAAGCUUAAGAGAGCUUACAUUAAUAAGGAAGUAAAACCAUUUACAUAAAUGGAUAUGUUUUUCUAUUUUUCUUAUUUUUAUUGUGUAUUAGUUGCCAUAAGUAUUGAUGUUAUCAGAAAUAUUUAUGAUUUUAAAAUAUGUUUUCAGGAUAAGUUAAAGGUGGCCUGCAGCAGGUUUAAGUUAUAGUUCACUUCAAUUUUACUUAUAGUAUAUAGCGCCAGCUUGAAACAUAAUGUAUCUCAGGGCAUUAAAUGUUAAUGUCAAGAUCCUAUAAUGUUCUGAACAAAGCCCAACAAUUUCCCCUGAGCUUCACUUAGUGACAGUAUGAAGGAAAGCUUUUUUAACAGACGAACACUUUUAACAGACCCAGACUCAGGGAGGCCAGCCGCCUGCCUUGACAAGCUGAGAGCAGAGAGAGAGAGAGAUAGUUAAAUCUCAAAAACUCCUCCACAGGAGUUUAGCUGGUUUUUACAGGACUGGUUCAGACUAAAUCGCAGGUGCAGUGUAAACUGCAGCUUCUGACUGCACCUCAGUAGAGGUAUAAACGUUAGAUCAAUUUUUACCCAGACAAUACAGGUUUAAAGCUGUUUGAAACUUUAAACCAUGGCAAAGCCUCAAAAUCAGAUAUUUAGAGCGGGAUGUUUAAAUCCUGGACACUGCCACCAUCUGUAUUGUAUUCUCUAUUUUGUCCCUGGUAUUUUCGUUUUUUCUACUUAAUGCAAUGUAAUGUCAUUCUGAUGUGCACUGUACCGUGUAAAUCUGCAAUGACAAAUACAAGUCUACAAGUCUAGUGGUAGUAUCUUAAAUAACACUGGACAAAACGAACUGAGUCAGUUUUUGUGAGGAUGCUUCAGUUUAAUACAAAUAGAAAACAUGUGUCAUCUUUAAGAAAUUUUGAUUUUUGUGUGAUUUUUGGCUUGUCCCAGCAGCUGGAACAGUAAGGAGGUACAGUUUGUUACUGUUCCAUUAAAACUGCAGUUGGCAGAAUCUAGAAAAGGCAAUGGACAAACAAACAAACAAAAAAUGUCUGACUUUUGAAAAUACAGCCCCACUCCUGCAGCUCCCUCCUGUCUGCCCUAAACCCUUCUCAACAGACAAGCACAGGUACAUGAACCCACCUUAAAAACACUACAAAUAGUCAAGCCAGAAGUUGUUUUAUCUUGGUCUUUCUGGUCUGAAAAGACCUGUGAUUGGCCAAAAGCCUGAAAAUGAGUUGAGGUGUUUUUCUGAGAGAAACAUCAUGAUGAUAAAGAAUUGCAACAGCUAAGCCUAAAGCUAACAAAAACAUGGACUUGUUUUUCAUCAUCACUCUGGGACAUGUUUCUAUUUUUUUUGCUGCAGUAAAGAAAAUGCUACCCAAACUCAGACAAAUGAAUGCGGCAGUCAGCUCUAUACAGUUAGCACUCUCAAUGUACAAUGCAAUAUGGCUGCACUCCAAACAGCAACUGCCUGCACUUCUAUCAUAAUCAAUUAUGUCAACAUGCAGUAUAUCUCCAGUGCAAUGUUGGAACCAUUUCCCACACCAUUCUUCAAUCAAGCUGAUGCUUACAUAUAAAUGAUCGUAAUCUGGCAAAGGUUGUUUACCAUUGCACAUUCACAGAGAGGAACAAAAAAAAAACUAACUUCAUUUGUCCUCCAGUCAUAGGUCAAGUGUGUACCAGUACUUGUGCUUCUCCUAGAAUAUCAGUGAUCUCAUCAAGAUGAACUGGGAAAAAAACACACUACUAUUUUAUUUUUCCAACAAUCUGCUGUUUUACAUGUGCUCAUAUACAACACAGCAGAGUAUCAUUUGACACUGAUGUCAUUGCUAAUUGUUCUGGUAUUUCUCACACAUAACUGAGUUGUGUGUAAUGAGCAAUAAUAAAAGAAGCUUUGUCAUUCACUGCAAA